AGCGUUUGAAUUUGUCAUUUUUAGUUUAGUAUCGUGCAGAGCGUCUAGAGAGGAAGUUGGUAUAAACUACGCAGCGAUGGCUUCGAAAAAUCUGUUUGUAUUGUUUUUCAUAUUCGCUUUGUUCGCUGCGAAUAUUGCAGGCCUUGUGAUAGGCGUGAACGGGGUUCGGGUGGCUUUGCCACAGGGACUGCAAAUUCUAUCAGAUACAGCUCUACAAUGUCCGAAAAACAGUGAGGUUCGUAACAACCCCUGCCCAAGAACUUGCAAUGACCCUUAUGGCCAGAACAGUUGCAUAACGGUAAUAAGAGAAACGUGCCACUGUAAAGGCGAACUGGUUUUCGAUUCGGAUAGUAUCUGCGUUCCCAUAUCCCAAUGCUGACCGAGUAGAUAUCCGAAAUAAUUAUACAGCGGCGGCUUUGGAUUAACUUUUUUUUUUUAUUUACAUUAUUUUUGCGUGCUUAAAGGCGAUUUCCUUUCUUGUUUUAUUGAUUGUAACGAAUAAACAUUAAAUUUUUUUUAACUCCUCA
Messenger RNA from Bombyx mandarina (wild silkworm), 527 nucleotides. RefSeq names its product fungal protease inhibitor F. Lineage: Eukaryota; Metazoa; Arthropoda; Insecta; Lepidoptera; Bombycidae. The record is from RefSeq and is a predicted model, not a curated record.